GAAGAAGUAGAUCAUCGCCAGGCAGGUCUCCGGGGCUCUCUCUCGGUUUAACGUGUAGUAUAACGGUGUCACCUCCGGGAUGAGUCCACCAAGCUUCCACGCCUCUGUGGAUUUAAAUUAGCCUGGAAUAUGAUCAGAAGACGAAGAUAAGCAGCGGCGGCGGCGGCGGCUGGCUUCCUGCAGGAUUUCUCCCAGGCUUUUUGUUUUUUCCGUGGACAUGCCUGGUCUAUGGAGCGAAGCUGAGCUGAGCUAGCUGGCCGACAGUGCGGCUAGCGCAGCAUUUCCAGUCUUUUGGAUGAUUGUUUAACUGAGGAGCUGAUUUAUUUCUCGAUCAGCCCUACCUCCCCUGUAAGGACUCAGCAUGGGGGAGUCCAGCCUGGACGAUGCCAAUGUCAAGGUGGCUCUUCGUGUACGGCCCAUGAACAGGAGAGAAAAGGAAUUAAACACUAAAUGUAUCGUGGAGAUGGAAAAGAACCAAACGAUACUCCAUCCGGGCGGAGCUAACCUGGGCAAAGCAGACUCCAGGAGUCAAACCAAGGUUUUUGCCUAUGAUUACUGUUUCUGGUCAAUGGAUGAGACAGAUAAGGAGAGAUUUGCCGGUCAGGAAGUGGUCUUCCAGUGCCUUGGGGAAAGUCUUCUCCGCAACGCCUUCCAGGGCUACAACGCCUGUAUCUUUGCCUAUGGACAAACUGGCUCGGGGAAGUCGUACACCAUGAUGGGUUCAGUUGACCAGCCGGGUCUGAUUCCCCGGCUGUGCAGUGCUUUGUUCGUGCGAACCCAGAAGGAACAGCGGGAGGAGGAGAGCUUCACUGUCGAGGUGUCCUACAUGGAGAUCUACAACGAGAAGGUCCGAGAUCUGCUUGACCCCAAAGGGGGUAAACAAACUCUGAGGGUGAGGGAACAUAAAGUGUUGGGUCCCUACGUGGAUGGCUUGUCUCGACUAGCUGUGGCGAGCUACAAGGACAUCGAGUCUCUGAUGUCCGAGGGGAAUAAGUCUCGGACUGUUGCUGCUACCAACAUGAAUGAGGAGAGCAGUCGAUCACACGCUGUCUUCAAUAUCAUCCUCACACACACGCUGAAAGACGUGAAAUCCGGGACGAGCGGGGAGAAGGUGAGUCGGUUGAGUCUGGUAGAUUUGGCUGGAAGUGAGCGAGCAGCAAAGACUGGAGCAGCAGGGGAACGACUCAAGGAGGGAAGCAACAUCAACAAGUCUCUCACUACGCUGGGUCUGGUGAUUUCAGCGCUAGCCGAACAGGGAACAGCAAAGAACAAAAACAAGUUUGUUCCUUACAGGGACUCUGUUCUGACAUGGCUCCUGAAGGACUGUCUGGGCGGAAACAGUCGCACAGCCAUGGUUGCAACAGUGAGUCCAGCAGCAGACAACUACGAGGAGACGCUCUCCACGCUGCGCUAUGCAGACCGAGCAAAGAGCAUCGUUAACCACGCUGUUGUGAACGAAGACCCCAAUGCUCGCAUCAUCAGGGAACUCCGGGAGGAAGUAGAGAAACUACGAGUGCAACUGACUCAGGCAGAGUCGUUGAAAGCCCCAGAGCUGAAAGACCGUCUAGAAGAAUCUGAAAAGUUGAUUCAAGAGAUGACCUACACCUGGGAGGAGAAGCUGAGGAAAACUGAGGAGAUUGCACAGGAGCGUCAGAAGCAGCUGGAGAGUCUGGGUAUUUCUCUCCAGUCAUCAGGGAUUAAAGUUGGAGAUGAUAAGAGUUUUCUUGUCAACCUUAACGCGGAUCCUGCCCUCAAUGAACUGCUGGUGUACUAUCUAAAGGAACACACAAAGGUAGGCUCGGCAGACUCUCAGGACAUCCAGCUGUGCGGCAUGGGUAUCCAGGCAGAGCACUGUGUCAUCGACAUAACGGUGGAUGCUGGGGUCAUGCUCAGCCCGUACCGCAAUGCUCGGACGUGUGUGAACGGUUCUCCAGUUACCAGUGCUCUGCAGCUUCACCAUGGCGACCGAAUCUUCUGGGGAAACAACCACUUCUUCAGGAUCAACCUGCCUAAGAGGCGCACUCGGGAUGCUGAGGACGAGGAGGGUGAGGGUGGCCUGAUGAAGAACAGUGGCAGCAGUGAGCAGCUGGAUGCAGAUGGCGACACAGGCAGCGAAGUGUCGAGUGAAGUCAGUUUCUCCUACGAGUUCGCUCAGACAGAGGUCAUGAUGAAGGCCCUGGGGAAUAACGAUCCAAUGCAAGCAGUCAUGCAGUCUCUAGAGAGGCAGCAUGAGGAGGAGAAGCAAUCUGCUCUGGAGCGGCAGAGACAGAUGUACGAGCAGGAACUCCAGCAGCUCCGCAAGAAGCUGAACCCGGACCGUCUGUCCUCAGGCUCCUCCGGAGGACAGCCGUCUGGCCAGCAGGCUCCAGGACAGCAGUCCCACUACCGCAGCCUGGAGAGACUUAGCAUGGGAGGGAUGAGUCAUUCAACCAGCGCUCAGAGCAGACUGAGGCAGUGGAAUGAGGACAGGGAGGCGGUUUUGGUUAGGAGUCUACGGCGCUUGAGGGAGCAGAUAGUGAGAGCGAACCUCCUUGUUCAAGAGGCCUGUUUCAUCUCUGAUGAGCUGGAGCGACACACAGAGUACAGAGUCACUCUGCAGAUCCCGUCGGACAACCUCAACGCGAACCGCAAGAGGGACGCUGUGCUCAGUGAACCAGCAAUCCAGGUUCGACGACGCUGUCGAGGGAAGCAGAUAUGGAGUCUAGAGAAGAUGGAGAACCGUCUGGUUGACAUGAGAGAGCUGUACCAGGAGUGGCAGGACUACCAACAGCAUGACCAAGACAACCCUGUGAUGCGCUCAUAUUUCCGUCGAGCAGACCCCUUUUUUGACGAGCAGGAAAACCACAGUCUGAUCGGCGUCGCAAACGUCUUCCUCUCCUGUCUCUUCUAUGAUGUGAAACUCAAUUAUGCUGUUCCCAUCAUUAACCAGAAGGGGGAGGUUGCAGGGCGUCUACACGUGGAGGUGGUGAGGGUCGGCGGGGCAUUAGAGGACAACAUGGCUGGAGGCGAUGAAACCGACAACAACCAAGACGCUGAUGUCCCGGAUCGCCAACUGGUCUGCAUGAUUAAGAUCCUGCAGGCCACUGGUCUUCCCCAGUACCUGUCCAACUUCGUCUUCUGUCAGUAUUCCUUCUGGGACCAGCCCGAGCCCAUCAUCGUGGCCCCUGAAGUAGACCCAUCGUCUUCGUCGCCCAGCACCAAGGACCCACACUGCAUGGUGGUGUUUGACAGCUGCAAGGAGGUGGCAGUGUCAGUAUCGGAAGACUUCAUUGAAUACCUGACUGAAGGAGCGGUUGCCAUCGAGGUAUACGGACACAGACAGGCUGACGCAGGAAGAAACCCCGCCCUGUGGGACCUCAGCAUCAUCCAGGCCAAGACGCGCACACUACGAGACAGGUGGAGCGAGGUAACGCGUCGCCUGGAGCUGUGGAUUCAAAUCCUGGAGAUAAACGAGAACGGAGAAUUCGUCCCAGUGGAAGUAGUUCCUGCUAGAGAUGUGCGGACCGGGGGAAUCUUCCAGCUUCGGCAGGGUCAGUCGAGGCGAAUCCAGGUGGACGUCCGUUCAGUUCAGGACUCGGGCACCAUGCCGCUGAUUUCAGAAAUCCUGCUUGCUGUGUCAGUUGGAAGUGUGGAGAUCAGAAACACCACAGCGAACCAGGAAGUGGAUGAGAUGGACAGUUAUCAGGAGAGAGAUCUGGAACGCUUGCGGCGGCAGUGGUUAGCCGCUCUCACCAAGAGGCAGGAAUACCUCGACCAGCACCUGCAGAGCUUAGUCAGCAAAGCAGAAAAGACAGAGGAUGACAUGGAGAGGGAGGCCCAGCUGCUGGAGUGGCGCUUGACUCUGACGGAGGAGAGGAACGCCGUCAUGGUGCCCUUCCCUGGCAGCGGCAUUCCCGGAGCUCCUGCUGAAUGGGUUCCUCUGCCGGGAAUGGAGACACAUAUUCCUGUCCUCUUCCUGAACCUCAAACCUGAUGACCUCAGCUCUCAGGAGCAGUUUGAGGUUACUGAGGCUGGAGGUUGGGACGCCACUCUGAAUGGAGAAGAUGAGGACGACUUCUUCGACCUACAGAUUGUCAAACACUACGACGGAGAGGUGAAAGCCGAGGCCUCAUGGGACUCUACGGUCCAUGAGUGUCCACAGCUCAGUCGUGGGGGAGCGUGGCCAGAGCAGCGGGUCUACCUGACCAUCCGGGUGGUGGUUCAGCUCAGCCACCCUGCCGACAUGCAGCUGGUCCUGAGGAAGAGGAUCUGCGUCAACGUGAACCCGGGGCGCCAGGGUUUUGCACAAAACUUCUUGAGAAGGAUGUCCACCCGCAGCACCAUACCUGGCUCCGGGGUCACCUUCGAGGUCGUCUCCAACAUCCCCGGGGACGCCCCUGGUUCAGAGGACAGGGAGAUGCUGGCCAACCUCGCUGCCAGCGCACACAACAGCCAGUCAGCGGAUGAAGAAGCUGCUAUAGAGAAAUACCUCCGCAGUGUCCUCAGUCUGGAGAACAUCCUGACUCUGGACAGACUCAGACAGGAGGUGGCAGUGAAGGAGCAACUGACCAGCAGAGGGAAGAGCAACAGACGCAGCAUCAGUUCUCCUUCUGUCCACAGGCUGUCUGGAAGUAGACAAGACCUGUCCACAUCCUGCCUGGAAGAUAAGGGUCGAUGGGAGAGUCAGCAGGAUAUCUUCAUGCCUUCUCAAUUUCACCGCACCCUCCCCCGGCCCGCCUCCUCCCCCUCCACCUACUCCACCUCUCCUUCUUCAUCCCAAUCUCCCUUCGGUAUGCCACCGCCACAGAGCCAGGAGCCGGAGCAAGGUCGUUCAGGACUUGCUGCCUCUUAUCUUUCAGUUAAGGCGCUGGUUCCUCAGAUGCCCAAACUGCUCAAGUCUCUGUUUCCAGCGCGGGACGAAAAGAAGGACCUGAGACCUUCGCCACAGAGCCAGCCGCAGCAUGUCCCUCGCAUUGUGACAUCAGGAGGGGACGAAAGUCGACUCAAGGCUGAGACGCCUGCUAUUCUACGACCCGCAACCAAAGACCGACGGGCCGAGUUCCCAGAAGUCCCUCCUCUUCCUGUGCAUGACCCGCAUGACAUCACCCCCCUCAGCCCCCUCAGCCAGUCGUCGAGCGGCUACUUCUCCAGUAGUGUGUCUACGGUUACCCUGUCUGACGUCCUCCAGCCCUCCUCCUCGUCCUCCUCCCUCCUGGCUGCUGACACUACGUUACCAACAAACUCCCAGACGCAGGGUGCUGACAGGAACGAUGUUGUAACCUCUCCUUCUCAGUGUGGCGCCAAGAUGGCCGUCGUCGCUCCAUCCCCUUCCCAAAACUCGGCCAAUCACAACAAUGUCUCCUCAGAAAACUCCGUCUCCGAACCCAAGCUGAUCAACUCAGGAGGAGGAGGAGGAGGAGGAGGAGGAGGAGGAGGAGGAGGAGGAGGAGGUGGUGGUGGGGAAGGCUUUGAGAGGCUGGAGAUCUUUGUGGACGAUGAAGAGCGUAGCAAUAAUGACGUACUACCUGAUUGGCUGUCGGAGGGGGCAUGUGUUACAGUAGGAAGCAAUAAGGCCGGGACAGUGCGCUAUGUGGGAAUGACACAGUUUGCUGAUGGAGUGUGGGUGGGGGUGGAGCUGGACACCCCUGUAGGUAAGAAUGACGGUUCAGUGGGAGGUCAUCGGUACUUCCUCUGUAAACCGGGGUACGGGGUGUUGGUCCGCCCGGACCGCCUGUCCUACCGCGAUCGGACCAGCCGGCGCACGGGAGACUUCCCCGCCUCCGCCCACGUUCCCGUCUUACGAGGAGAAGCCAUUGUUGCGCGGCGGGGGGAGAACCGCAAGUCCUGGAGCAGUUGAGACAGGGAGGGUGGGAUGAACUCCCCCCCACAGCCCUCCUCUUCCUCCUCUUCUCCCAGCUAUGCAACAGGCUCAUAGAAACAUACUGCCUACCCUCCUUUAGAACUACACCCACUCACAGGUAAUGGGUGGAACUACAAUAAAGACAUAAGAGACAUUCAGAACGAGAGCUAGAGAGUGGACGAGAGACUAUGCAGAGAAUACAGAAGUCCAGGGAAGGAUAUUCACCUUAUAGGAAGAUACUUCUAAAGGAGCAGCGGUCAGUGGGAAGACUGCUGAGAGUGAUGGAGGUCAGUGCAGACUCUGUCCUGAUUUGGAGUGUCGGAGCUCUGCGGGGGUGUGCAGCCUGGAUUACUCUGAGCUAAUAAACGGGGAUGCAAAUGGGUCACAUUUUAGGCAGGAGUCCCUUUUUGGAUGAAAAUACACAUCUGAGAAUACUUUAUUAACUUUUUGAGUGCAGAAGAAAACACUUUUAGAUUGAAAAGCAGUCAACUUUUCCAGUUGGUUCCAUUUAAAUUAUUUCUAGUGGUCAUGGCUACUAGAAAAUGAAAUACUGUUCUGCCUAGUAACCACAUUCAGUCUGAAACAGAGUGUUUAAUGUGCAUUUCUGGGCUUUUUUUCCCCUCCCUACACACUCAAAAUAAUGUGUGGCGAUUAGUUAACUAAAAUAGACCAAAUCUGAUUUUAAACUGUUUUGUUUUAAAUUCAAAGCUCAAACUAAGGCAGUCAGACUGUGUGAUGACGCGUUUGCAUCCCUAGAUAUGAUGUCCCAGAACCCCCUGCUCCGGGUGCCACUCCGCUGAACUCUCUACAAACUCAUUGUUUGAGCCUCGUCUCCUCCUCCUUCUCCUCCUCCUCCUCCUCCUCCUCCUGGACUACCUUUUCUUUUGAAGAUAGAUCCUCCCAGAAUGUGCCUUCACCACGGCUUGGUUUGCAUUGUUUUUAUUUCUGUGUAUUUAAUUUGAAUUCAUUGUGUUUUAAAGAGAAUGCCUUGUGCUAAGUGUGAGGUGAUCUCAGGGACUGCCGAGGGGAAAGGACACGGAGCGGUGUGUGUGUGUGUGUGUGUGUGAUUGUAAAUGUUGUACAGUGUUGCCCUGUGUGCACAAAUAAUUGUUGUAGUCGUUGUUGAUAAUUCUACGUGUAAAGCAGGAAAAGGUGUGUCCCUGUUGGACAAAGCCACUAUAGGAGCAAGCUGUUUGUACUGGGAGGCUUUAAAAGUCGAUUUUGCACUGGAGACGUCGGAGAAGAAGAAGCAUCUGUAUGUUAGCAGAACGUGUGUGUGUGGUGCUGUUAGAGAGAGGUUGAAGAGCGGAGACAGAUUCCUCGAGCAAACUGAAGAUGAAAUUAGAGUAUAUCUCCGUGAGGGCCCAGUGGACGUCUGCUCUUGAAGGAAAAUGUGCUGGUUGUCCUCAGUGUCUGACAUUUAGACGCUAAGGGGCGUUGUAGCACUCUGGUGUUGGGGGGGAGGCAUGUACAUGUGUCGAGGAAUAGAAAGUGAGAAGGACACGCAGAAGCUCAGCUGGGUAUUUCACGCUUGAGAAUAGAAUUGAUUUGCUUCUAUGCAUUUGAUCAGUUUAAAAGAUUCUAGUUUGGAUCGUUUAGGAUUUCUGAAGCUGGGAGCGUCACAGGUUAAAGCAGUUCUGACUGAUUUAACGUUCCUGGCAUGUCUGCUGUGGAAAAUGCAAGUUGAUGUGGCAGACAAAUUAGUUUUUUAUUGAACAUCACAUUCCAGAGGGACUUUUUACAUUUCACAGAGACCUUUAUUCUUUGUGUGUUCAUCGUGCAGGAGCAUCAGCAGCACAGCACUGGAUCAGACUUUAUGAAGACCAUCGCUUCAUAAAGAAUGCAGACAGAGAAUACCAAUACUUCUCCAUCAGUCAGAGGGCUACUCCCCUAAUGUGACACAGGAAGUUUAGUUUACUCAUCACAGGGAGUGCUACUCAGCAUGAGAACGGUCUGCUGUAGUCCUGGGGGGGCUUAACGCCCGGGUAGCAGUUUGACAAAAUUGCCACAUUCAUAUAUAAUUAACAUUAGAAAUGGCAUUUUUAUUUAUUCAAUACAAAUAGGAAAAUAGGAAAUCUAGGAAAAAGAUAAAAGCACUCAAAGCACACAAAACUACAAUACAUUAAAAGCCGAUUUUAUAAAAUAAAAGUAUAAAAGAAUGAAGGGAUUUUGUCCUCGAAAAAAUGUUAGAGGGCUUUUAUUUUUAAACCAAAACAGGAAGUGCUAAGGUAAACAUGGAUUUUCAUUGACAUUUUCCACAGAUAAAGACAUUAACACUGUAGGGCUGUUGCUGUUUUAAUGUCAAUAUAUGGUAAUAAUUCCAUUUCCCUGAUUAAAAGCCGAGCCCAAAUAAAAAGGAAGUUUGGCGAUGCACGUGCAAGUCUGAGAAUUGUACCCUGAUGAUGUCAUGAAGGAGUACCCCUUUAACACACUUGAUUAAGGUCUGUGUGAAGUGUUUGAUUUGAGUCCUGAGUUGGAUCGAAGCUUUCUCACCAAGUGAGAAAUAGGCAUGUGCUUAUAGGUUGAUGGAAAAAUGAAAUUGCACCAUCAUCAUCAUCAUCAUCAUCAUCAUCAUCAUCAUCAUCAUCAUCACUAAUAAGUUCAUAUCCUGAUGGUGACAUGCUAUUAUUUACUGUUUCUAUAGUGACAUUAAGUUAAUCUAUGUAAACUAUAGGAGUGUAUUUAGAUUUCCGAUGCAAUGAUGCAUACAUUAUCUGGAAAACCACGUAAACGGUAUGUCCGAACAUUAUCAUCUUUAUGGAUACAUUAUGUUUUUCCAUUCCUUUUUAUCACGCGUCUUAUCUCGAGAGGCCUGAAUUUACUAUUUAUGUUUCAAUUCUUGUACAGAUGCAUUUACCGCAUGAAAAUUGAUAAGCCUUUCUUGUUCUUUUAAUGAAUAUUGCACAAAUGAUUUCAUGAAAAAUUGCUGCUAUUAGCAUUGUAUAUCUUCCUGUAAAUGAAUCCGCUGAUUUAUGGACACUCUGCGUCUCUUACUGUAGAUUGGAAUUCAGUAGUUUUAAAAAAUGGCAGACCUGAAAAACUAAAGUGGUUCAACGGCCAAUAUAUAUUUUUUAAUAUGAAGCAGUAAAAUUCCUAAAAACGAGGCACUUUGUCAUGGGAGCCUUGAAGAGGAAGUGGGGGUAAAAGAUGGAAUAUUUUCUGGGUGAGGAUGACUCCUGCGUUGAGAGGAAAUACCAUAUGGAAGUAUGAGACACAAUACAUCACCAUAGUCUAGUUAUAAUGUAUUUAUUAUCCGGCCUUAUAGCCCGGGACCCUCUGAUUGGUAGGUCGGUUACUAUGGGUGGCUGUCUCAUUUGUGAUUGGUUGGCAGGUUGUAAAGGUUGUUUUUAAAUAUUGUGGUUUAAAACAGUUAUGUGGUAAUGAAGGAAGGGAGCAAAGUGUUGUGUGUGUGUGUGUGUUGUGUGAGUGUUGGGCGGACCCGGCUUUGACUCAGUUGAGUUUGCGAGUUCUUGCCAGGAUGGGAAAUGACCAGCAGCUGCUGCUUUACUUAUAAAGGAUAAAGUUAAAAGUUCCUGCUCUACUUUUCCCGUCCUGGCAGGGCUCUGUUUUAGGGGCGUGAGAUCACUUCAGGCUUCUGGGUGUCCCCGUGUGUUACCGUGCCUCAGAAACCACGUGUCCACGCAUUGCUUCAUAUCGUUCAUUUUGCACAAAGUCUCCAGAAAGGGAACCGGAAGAGGUUAUUUCUGGAAUGCUUCUAAGACGUAGGAAGAAAAAUACAACCUGAUUUCAUUUUUUGAUUCUCAUGUUACCUUCUUUCUUUAAAUUAUACUGAAAAUGUUUAAUUUUCUGUUAUUCAUUUAAAAAUCUGUCAAUCACUGCUCAACUAACUUUGUAGUCAAAUAAUGUCAAAUGGUUUAGGGCUGUACCGAGUGACGCCAUUGAGAUAUAAAUCAACAUUUUUUUUGCAUGUCUUUACAUUUGGUUCAAAGCUAGCUAAAGAUUGGGAUGAACAAAUAUUAAUAGUGUUUUAUAAACUCAUAUUUCUUGAUUAUUCUUCCAAAUAUCACUUUUCACCAUGUUGGAAGAAAAAUGUGCUCUCCUGCUUUCCAUUCACAAAGGGAGGCACACACUGACGAGUACUAUUCAUCAAAGGAAAAUGAUUUAAUAAAAAUAAACACGUUUUAUCCGACAACUCGGUAUAUAUAUAAAAAAGAAAAAACAUUUUGGCAAGGUUUAUUUAUUUAUUUGUAUAUUUUAUAUUAUAUGUAAUGUAAAAAAAUACAUUUGGUACAGCCCUAAAUGAAAUUGGGAUCUAUUGUUUUACCUGACACCAAUCAUGCUGUAUCAGAUGAGGCUAACGUUAGGGAGAUACAUGUAGCUGACGGGCUGCCUGACAUUUCAAUAAGGAACUGUACAAAGAGAAAAGUAGCAUUAUAAUAAAUAGUAAAAACAGUUUUGCUCAAAGGAUUUAAUGUUGUCUAUUUCAGUUGUCUCUAUCUCUCCGCUGUGGAGAUCAGAGCAAAGCCAGCAGUGUUAUUCCUGUGACUGUAUCGACCAGAAGAACCACAUUAACCCUGUUUCAAUUUGUGAUGAUAGUCCAACAUUUUCAGACUGAUCUGUAUCGGUCCGCAGAGACCUUUUUUAUUAUUUUUCCCUCUUGUGCUUUUAUUUAUCUCAAAAUGGUCCCAUAUCUUUGUUGCAUUUGUAGGAUAACCCUGCCUCAAUGUGGCCUUCAACCUGGAGCCAGGAACAAUCCCAUAAUCCCUCACUAAACACAUCACUGCUGUACUAUACAACUCAAAGUGUACUGUGGUAUUAUUUAACAGGAGCAUUCCAAAAAAGGUCCCCUCUUUUUUUUAAGUGAUUUUGAAAUACGAUUUUCACUCCUGGGAAGGGAAGGUCACUGUGUUCCCUCCUCGGUGAGAAAAGACCCAGGCUUCCACACAGGGAAUUUUAUACACCGCCAUUAAAUUAUUAAAGAUGUCCACUGCCCUACAGCUUCUAUCUACCAGGGAUCUGAGGUGGAGUUCUACAUUUUACCUUCAGUAAAAAACGUUUUGUAUUUUCCGGGCACUACAACACAUCUUCCGGCCUCGGUAGUGAGUGGUCACCUUUUUUACUGCCUCCUCUUCAAAUAAUUCUGCCAACUUCUUCUUCCCUGAGGCCCUUUAGCUGCCUCAAUUUAAAUUUCUGCAUAUUCUGAAAUAUUAGAAUAAACCAAGCAAUAGGUGAUGCAUUGUGGCCUCGUUGCAAGUGUUUUUCCUUCAGGAACACAUUCUUCUCCUCUUGGUGCGUUUUAAAGGCAGUUGGUAUCAAUGCAUUGUUGCAUUAAAAUGUCCUCGAUACCAGCAGCCAUAUUGAAGGGAGCUGUGUAAUAAUGGAAGCCCUUUGACCUUUCACACAUCUAACAGACAGUUUGAAUAAUAAAAAAUGGGAUUUAUUUCUGAAAACAGUAUUAUAUCAGCGUAAUAAUGGUUAUCACUUGUCUGUUGAUCCUGUGGCACGGGUUUGCCUUCAUGUGUUUGUGUGAGUGCACCAUCAGAGUGGUUGAUCUGUGUAUGUAUGUGUAUAUAUGCGCAUAUUAAGACUUAUAUAAAAAGAAAAAUCUCAGCACAAGUUUGGAUUUUGAUUAAUUUAAUUGUUUUAUGUAAUUCUAUGCUGCAAUCCAAAGAAUAAAAAUGUAUUAUAAUACAUUUAUAAUUUUCAUUUUUUAUCAUCUGAACAGUAAUCUGGUAAGAAAAAAUAAAAAAGCAAGAUUUAAAGAG
This is a messenger RNA of Eleginops maclovinus (Patagonian blennie), 11565 nucleotides long. It is a transcript of the gene kif13ba, whose product is annotated as kinesin family member 13Ba. The transcript is spliced from 39 exons. Lineage: Eukaryota; Metazoa; Chordata; Actinopteri; Perciformes; Eleginopidae. The record is from RefSeq and is a predicted model, not a curated record. Bases 362 to 5836 code for a protein of 1824 amino acids. Gene Ontology annotation, biological process: microtubule-based movement. Gene Ontology annotation, molecular function: microtubule motor activity; microtubule binding; ATP binding.